This is a messenger RNA of Trichoderma atroviride IMI 206040, 1539 nucleotides long. RefSeq lists its product as uncharacterized. The record is from RefSeq and is a predicted model, not a curated record. Gene Ontology annotation, cellular component: box C/D methylation guide snoRNP complex; nucleolus; small-subunit processome. Lineage: Eukaryota; Fungi; Ascomycota; Sordariomycetes; Hypocreales; Hypocreaceae. Gene Ontology annotation, molecular function: rRNA methyltransferase activity; RNA binding; histone H2AQ104 methyltransferase activity. Gene Ontology annotation, biological process: rRNA methylation; box C/D sno(s)RNA 3'-end processing.
GUUUGGCAGACGCAAUUACCAAGGCAACUCCAGCCUUUUGAGUCGAUCUCCUGCCAUCUAUACUUUUCAUAAGCCAAUCUUUCUACUCAGCUCAAUUUUUUGAGUUGAAUUCCACUUUUCGCGUUCAAUCGCCGCUCGAAUUCGACCCCAAAAACUUUUUUCUUCUACCUUAUCCCACUUCGUUGAGAUGGCGCCUUUCACUGCUCGUGGCGGUCGCGGUGGCCCUGGUGGUGGCCGAGGAGGAGGUGCUCCUCGUGGAGGCCGCGGAGGCUUCAGCGGCCGUGGCUCUGCUAACGGUGUUCGUGGACGAGGCGGUGGUGGUCGUGGAGGCCCUCCCGGUCGUGGCGGCCGUGGUGGCCCCCCCCGUGGAGGACGAGGAGGCCGUGGUGGUGCCCGCGGUGGUCCUGGCGGCAUGAAGGGCGGUGCCAAGGUCGUCAUUGAGCCUCACCGUCACGCCGGUGUCUUCGUCGUUCGUGGUGGCAAAGAAGACGGUAUUGCGACCCGUAACCUCACCCCCGGCGAGUCUGUCUACGGCGAGAAGCGCAUCAGCGUUGACGAGCCCGUUGAGAACGAUGACGGAACCACUACCACCACCAAGGUCGAGUACCGACUUUGGAACCCCUUCCGAAGCAAGCUUUGCGCUGCCAUCGCUGGUGGCGCUGACGACAUCUACAUUCGUCCUGGUUCUCGUGUUCUCUACAUUGGUGCUGCCUCUGGUACCUCCGUCUCUCACGUUGCCGACCUUGUUGGCCCUACUGGUUUUGUCUACGCCGUCGAGUUCUCUAACCGCUCUGGCCGUGAUCUCAUUGCCAUGGCUGCCAAGCGACCCAACGUUGUCCCCAUUGUCGAGGAUGCCCGUCAGCCCGUCCGUUACCGCAUGGUCGUCCCCAUGGUCGAUGUCAUCUUUGCCGACGUUGCCCAGCCCGACCAGGCCCGUAUUGUUGCCAUGAACGCCAACUGGUUCCUCAAGCAGGGUGGUGGUGUCUUGAUCUCCAUCAAGGCCAACUGUAUCGACAGCACAGCCCCCGCCGCCGAGGUUUUCGCCAGCGAAGUCCAGAAGAUGCGCGCAGAGUCCAUCAAGCCCAAGUUCCAGCUCACCUUAGAACCCUUCGAGCGUGAUCACUGUCUGGUUGCCGGUAUUUACACACGCGGCGCCUAAACAGCGAUAAUGGGGUAAAUGAUGAACAUCUAUCGGCCUGUAUAAAAAGUCCUGAUCGCCAAAGAAGAAGAAAAAAGUUCUUGUUUGUUUGGUUUUCACGAAAUGAUUCCCAACAUCAGGCUGCUACUUGCAUCUAAGCUCUUCGUGCGCCGAACGGGUAUCGGUUUUAAAGGGAUUGAUUCAUUCAAUAAUGGCAUGGGGCGUUCCGGAUAAGGGGGUCUUGCUUAGCUUUUGAGCUUGUGUGUUACUUGUUACUAUAUAGGGUGUUUUAAGGCCCAGUGCAGAAGAAUACUAGUACUUUUUUUCUUAAAAUCUUGACGAUUUUUCCUUGAUUGGUCAGGCGGAUUAUAAUAUCAGGAAAAAUAAAAAAUGGUCUGUCU